Linum tenue is the source of this 1083-nucleotide messenger RNA. The record is from the annotation of a GenBank genome assembly. NCBI's taxonomy places the organism in Eukaryota, Viridiplantae, Streptophyta, Magnoliopsida, Malpighiales, Linaceae.
GGAGGUUUUGGAAAUGAUAAGGGUGACAAUGUUGAUUACACAUCAUUUUUCAUAAAUGAUGUUGUUUAUGAUACCCAUGAUGAUGCUUGUGCGGCUGCAAGGGAGAUUGCCAUGAGAAAUAGGUUUUUCUUGAUUGUGGGAUCAGUCAAGCAAAAUCACUCAUCAGAAAAAUAUCCGCGGUACUAUAUGGAUUGCAACCAUGGCUAUAGGAACAAGUCAUAUACUCCUGAUUUGGCAAAAACAACACGGUGCAAAUCUAAAACAGGUAAGUCUGAUUGUCGUUUCCGAGUGGUAGUGCGUUGUUCAUUGGUAGAUGGCAAGUGCGAGUGGAGAAUUUUUGGUGUUAAGGACAAAGAUAAUCCGGGUAAGUCGAGAGGAUUUCACAAUCACAAAUUGGAGGUUUAUUCUGAAGGAAGUAGGCAAAGGAAUUAUCUUUCGAAAGAGAGAAGAAUGGAUAUUAAGGAGAUGGAGGCAACACAUACUCAAGCAAGAGAUAUUAGGAGUUUUGUGAAUAGGAAGUAUGAUGCUCAUCACCAUAUGAAGCAGAUUUAUAACGAGACAGAAAAGAUUAGGCGUGAGAGAUUGGGUGGCAUGAAACCUAUGCGGUGGACAUUGAUAGAAGCUCAACGUCUCGAUUACUUUGUUGAGUGCGAGUUUGAUGAUGAGCGUCGUGUUUCUAGACUCUUCCUUUGCCAUCCAGAGUCUAUUCGGAUGUUGAGCGCAUGGUAUUUCGUCAUUUUGAUAGACUCAACUUACACGACCAACAAGUAUAAGCAGCCACUAGUUCAGUUGAUUGGUGUUAGUCCGGUGAAGAAGAACUUCAAUAUUGGGUUUGCAUUGGUGUCGGAUGAGACGAAGUUGAAGGCCUACAAGAGCCUAGGGAGUCAGAGGCUCAAAGGGGACGACCACCUAAGAGGGCCAACGCCCGAGAUCCUUCUUCGUUUGAGCAUGAGAGGGCAAGGGCAGAAAAGAGGAGCAAAACAAAUCAGAGCCCGAGGACACCUAGGAGCAAAACAAAUCAGAGCCCGAGGACACCUAGGAGCAAAACCCCAGCAGGUUAGCAUCAUUUUAAUAUUUUUGUGA